Molecule: messenger RNA, 1134 nt
Organism: Jaculus jaculus (lesser Egyptian jerboa)
Lineage: Eukaryota; Metazoa; Chordata; Mammalia; Rodentia; Dipodidae
Gene: Actrt2
Product: actin related protein T2
Exons: 1
Coding region: 1-1134 (377 amino acids)
Source: RefSeq, a predicted model, not a curated record
AUGUUUAACGCACAGUUAUUAGAUGCUACGGCUGUGAUUUUCGACAAUGGGUCUGGGCUCUGCAAAGCGGGGCUAUCUGGGGAGAUCGGGCCCCGCCAUGUCAUCACCUCGGUCGUAGGGCACCCGAAGUUCAAGCUGCCUUCACUAGAAGCCAAUCAGAAGAGGGACUUUGUGGGGGAAGAAGCUCUGUACAAGCGAGAGGCCUUGCACCUGAGUAACCCCAUCCAGCGGGGCCAGAUUACAAACUGGGACGACGUAGAGAAGCUCUGGAAAUACCUGUUUGAGUGGGAGCUGUGCGUGAAGCCCAGUGAUAGGCCAGUGCUUAUGACAGAGCCCUCCUUGAACCCAAGGGAAAGCCGCGAGAAGAUGGCUGAAGUGAUGUUUGAGAAUUUCAACGUGCCUGCCUUCUACCUGUCAGACCAGGCUGUGCUGGCACUCUAUGCCUCUGCCUGCGUCACAGGCCUGGUUGUGGACAGCGGGGAUGGAGUCACUUGCACUGUCCCAGUCUUUGAGGGCUACUCCCUGCCUCACGCGGUGCACAAGCUUCAUGUGGCUGGCAGGGAUAUCACAGAGCUCCUUACCCGGCUCCUCUUGGCCAGAGAGCAUGCCUUUCCAUGCCCACUUGAGAAGGCCCUGGUGGAUGACAUCAAGGAGAAGCUGUGCUAUGUGGCCUUGGACCCAGAGAAGGAGCUCUGCCAGCGGGCAGAGGACACCCUGAGAGAGUACAAGCUGCCUGAUGGGAAUGUCAUCUACAUUGGUGACCAGCUGUACCAGGCACCUGAAGUCCUGUUCUCACCUGAGCAAUUGGGUGUCCACAGCCCAGGGCUGGCAAAGAUGGCAUCUAGCAGCAUCACCAAGUGUGACACCGAUAUUCAGAAGAUACUCUUUGGAGACAUAGUGCUGUCAGGGGGCACCACUCUGUUCCAGGGAAUGGAUGACAGGCUCCUGAGGGAGUUGGAACAAUUGGCUCCCAAGGGGACCCCCAUCAAGAUCACUGCGCCCCCGGACCGCUGGUUCUCCACAUGGAUUGGAGCCUCCAUUGUCACCUCUCUGAGCAGCUUCAAGCAAAUGUGGGUCACUGCCACCGACUUCCAUGAGUUCGGGACAUCUGUGGUCCAGAGAAGGUGUUUCUGA